AUGCCGAAAGAACGCAACUACAAUCCAGUACAGGCCCAGCGUAAAGCUGACAAGGCCAAAGCGAUCAAAAAAGGCAAGGCAUCCAUCCAGUCUCAACGUAACGAAAAGCUCGCUCGCCGCAACCCCGAACGAAUCCAAAAACAGAUCGACGACCUCAAAGCGAUAACAACAGGAGGUGGAAAGCUUUCCCGACAUGAAGAGCAAGUCCUCGAAGGACUCGAGAAGGAAUUACGAGCCGUGAAGAAGGCGCGCGAAGCCCUUGGCGACAAUGCCCCAACAUUCAGCCGCGGAUUCCAUCGCGAUGGCGAUUCCUCAGGAGGCGUCUUAGGGAAACGCAGACGAAAUGACGAUGAGUUGACCAGCGACGAAGACGUACCCGAUGACGUAAAGCGCAUCCCUAUGCCGCGAGAUACACCGCCGCCCGUCCCGAAGGAAGUUCUCGACAAGUGGUACUCAAAGCGACGUGCUCGCCGGCAGGCUGAACAGGCUGAGAAAGAAAAGGCGGAGGGCAAGGCGGAAGGCAACGAGAAGAAGCCCGCGACCCCAGCACCAGAGCCGAAGACGGUUUACGAAGCGAAACCAGUUGUUCGCAACUUGCAGAAGGAGGCAGUGUCUGCUUUUGUGCCUACCGCGGUCCGAAUGAAGAUGGACAAGGGUAAGGGCCAGGGAGGCCUGAUGGAGCCCGAGGAAGCAGACAGACUCGAGCGAGAAGGUUACUUGAAACCAGCAACUGCUUCCGAGGACACGGAACCUAGUGGGCCUAAGAAGGUUAUGGUGGAGGAGGUGGAAGACGAUGACGAUAUCAACAUGGGUUGA
Colletotrichum karsti is the source of this 816-nucleotide messenger RNA. RefSeq names its product WW domain binding protein 11. The coding region runs from base 1 to 816 and encodes 271 amino acids. Lineage: Eukaryota; Fungi; Ascomycota; Sordariomycetes; Glomerellales; Glomerellaceae. The transcript has 2 exons. Gene Ontology annotation, biological process: RNA processing. The record is from RefSeq and is a predicted model, not a curated record.